CGCAGGUGAAGCUGGGAAGCGCGGAGCCAUCUUGGUGCCCGCGCCGGGCAGAGACCCGCUGCUGCCGCCGCCGCGCCAGGACAGCGAACCGCCACCGGGCCGGGCACGGGGGGGCGUCCGCGCGCGGGGCCCCGCCGGCCAUGGGCACCUAGAGCCGCGGGGUGCAACCGCGACGGGAGCGGUGGCGGCGGCGAGAAGGAGAAGGCUAAGGCUGCCCCCCGCCCCUACUCGCCGGCCACCAGAGCCGGGCUCUCCCUGCCUGCCGCCCCCAUGAGGCCGGAGCCGCUGCCCGCCGCCCGCUGGCGCCGGUGACCAGCCGCCGAGAGGUCGCGCCGCCCCCGCCGCGGGCACCCUGGCCCCGCUGGGCCGUUUUUAAGCCUUGGCGAGCGGGAGGGAAGUUGUGUCCCCCGCCGCCCCUUCCCGCCCUCCCUCCGGUUCCUGCGCCGAGUGAGACAAGCACGACCCCGGAGCGCUGCCCCGCCGCAGCCCCCUGCUGUGCCCCGGCACCCCUGAACCAGCUGGCCCCGCCCCCGCCCCGGCCGGCGCCUGGGACCCCCGCCGUGCCCGGCAGCACCUGGCCCGCCCGGCGGCCCGCGGGGGCUGGCGGCCGCCCCGCCUCAAGUACAGCUCGUGGACAUAAGCAUUUUUUUAACUUUUUAAGGAACUUGGAGGGUUUUUUCCUUGUUAUUGGUUGGUUGUUUUUUUUCCCUGCGAUUUUUAUGAGCUUCCCCUGCGUCGCUUUCCUGCUUCUCCCACCUCGGCCAGCACUGGCUCUCCGUUCCCGGCACUGUAGGAUGGGGAUCGAACCAAAACUGAGGCGUUAAGUCUCGCAGGAGCCCGCCAGGCCAUCCACCUGUUAAAAAGUGAGCAGUGCUGUGCCUGCCUUUCUUCUUUUCCCCUCGCGUUGCCUGUCGGAUGUGAUGGAACUCAUGUUCGCAGAGUGGGAGGACGGGGAGAGGUUCUCGUUUGAAGACUCGGAUCGCUUUGAAGAAGACUCUCUUUGUUCCUUCAUCUCUGAGGCAGAGAGCCUUUGCCAGAACUGGAGAGGAUGGAGGAAGCAAUCCGCUGGACCCAAUUCUCCCACUGUCAAAAUGAAAGAUGGGUUGGUGAUCCCAUUGGUGGAACUGUCUGCAAAACAGGUUGCAUUUCACAUUCCAUUCGAGGUGGUGGAGAAGGUUUAUCCUCCAGUGCCCGAGCAACUGCAGCUUCGAAUCGCUUUCUGGAGUUUCCCAGAAAAUGAGGAAGAUAUCAGAUUGUACUCGUGUUUGGCGAAUGGCAGUGCAGAUGAGUUCCAGCGAGGGGAACAACUGUUCCGGGUGCGGGCUGUCAAAGACCCUCUCCAGAUAGGCUUCCAUCUGAGUGCCACUGUGGUACCCCCACAGAUGGUGCCACCCAAAGGUGCGUACAACGUGGCGGUGAUGUUUGACCGAUGCAGGAUCACCUCGUGCAGCUGUACCUGUGGCGCUGGGGCCAAGUGGUGUGCUCACGUCGUGGCGCUCUGCCUCUUCCGGAUACACAACGCGUCCGCGGUAUGCUUACGAGCACCUGUUUCUGAGUCCUUGUCUCGGCUACAAAGAGACCAGUUGCAAAAAUUUGCUCAGUACCUAAUCAGUGAACUUCCACAACAGAUUCUCCCAACAGCUCAGCGCUUGCUGGAUGAACUGUUAUCUUCUCAGUCUACUGCCAUCAAUACAGUGUGUGGAGCCCCAGAUCCCACUGCUGGACCCUCUGCAUCAGAUCAAAGCACCUGGUACUUAGAUGAAUCUACUCUGAGUGACAACAUAAAGAAAACCCUUCAUAAAUUCUGUGGACCUUCUCCUGUUGUUUUCAGUGAUGUGAAUUCAAUGUAUCUCUCUUCCACGGAGCCACCAGCUGCUGCUGAGUGGGCCUGUCUCCUGCGUCCCCUGCGAGGAAGAGAGCCUGAAGGAAUCUGGAACCUGCUUUCCAUUGUGCGGGAGAUGUUUAAGAGGCGGGAUAGCAAUGCAGCUCCUUUGCUGGAGAUUCUGACUGACCAGUGUCUCAACUAUGAGCAGAUAACCGGCUGGUGGUACAGCGUGCGAACAUCUGCAUCACACAGCAGUGCUAGUGGGCAUACGGGACGCAGCAACGGCCAGUCAGAAGUAGCUGCUCAUGCUUGUGCAAGUAUGUGUGAUGAGAUGGUGGUUCUUUGGAGGCUGGCUGUCCUUGACCCAACUAUUAGUCCACAGAGGCGCAGGGACCUUUGCUCACAGCUCAGACAGUGGCAGCUGAAAGUCAUAGAUAAUGUUAAGAGGGGUCAGCACAAGAAAUCACUUGAGAAGCUCUUCCAGGGUUUCAAGCCAGCUGUGGAAGCCUGUUACUUCAACUGGGAGGAAGCUUAUCCCAUUCCUGGGAUCACAUAUAGCAGCACUGACAAGAAGAACUCGUUCUGUUGGGUAAAGGCCAUCCAGCAGAGGAGCUGCCGGUUGCAGUGUGCAGAAACUGCCUGUGAGUCUGGGAGAACCCAUGGACAGGAGCCUGGGGGACCAUGUCUGCAGCCUGGGGACAGGUUGCGUCCCUCUCCCCAGGAGCCAGCAGUCCGUCCAAAGGAACUUACUGGAAAGCGGAAAGUUGUCUCUGAAACACCACAGAGGGUUCUGAGACGACUUUCAGCAGAAGGUGAUAAAGCUGUGUAUAAGACUGCAGUGGGUAAAGCAAAGUUGCCAGUGAGCAAAGGCUUGACCAGUAAACAUAGUGGGAAACGUCGCAUGAGCAGUGAAGACAGCUCUCUGGAGCCGGACUUGGCAGAGAUGAGCCUGGAUGACAGCAGCUUGGCUCUGGGGGCAGAAGCCAGCAACACGUUCAGUUUUACAGAAAGCCCGCUGAGCAGGAGCUACAGGGAUGCCUUUGAGGAGGAUGGUGGGGUGUACUUCUCUGAGGGACCUGAGCCCAGUGUCAGGAGCAGUUCGAUGGCCAAGAAAUCGCCCAAGGAUCCUGUGGGGGAGAUGGGUAGCGGUGAUGAUGACCUGCCUUCUGCAGAUGAGAACAGUGGUGGUGUGAGCCUGAAACCAGAAGAAGUGGGAGAGAACGGUGCAGCAGGAGGAGGGGAUGACGGAGAAGAGGAAGACGAUUACCAGGUAUACUAUUUGAACCCACAAGAGGUAGCCAAGGAAGAUGAUGACAAAGCUGAAGGGGGAAAUGAAGAGGAACAAGAUAUAUUUGCUGGUAUAAAGCCUCUGGAGCAGGAGAACCGGAUGGAGAUCCUCUUUGCCUGUGCAGAGGCCCUGCAUGCACACGGAUACAGUAAUGAAGCAUGCCGCUUAACUGUAGAGCUCGCCAGGGACCUACUGGCCAACCCUCCAGAUCUCAAAGUGGAGCAGCCACCGACUAAGGGCAAAAAGAACAAGGUAUCGACCAGCAAGCAGACGUGGAUGGCAACCAACACCUUGUCUAAAGCUGCUUUCUUGCUGACUGUGUUGAGUGAGCGGCUGGAGUACCACAACCUGGCCUUCCGAAUAGGAAUGUUUGCUCUGGAGCUGCAGAGACCACCUGCCUCUACAAAGGCUCUGGAGGGUUGUGCGGUCCCUGGAGGUGUGCAUUGUUGCUCGGUGAAGCUGGCAUAUCAGGAGUCUGAGAUUGUAGCCCUCUUGAAAAAGAUUCCCUUGGGCACUAAUGAGAUGAACACUAUUCGAGGAAGAGCUGAAGAACUGCGAGAAGGGACACUAUGUGAUUACCGUCCUGUCCUGCCUCUGAUGCUGGCUAGCUUUAUAUUUGAUGUCCUGUGCACCCCAGUGGUUUCUCCUACAGGCUCUAGACCUCCAAGCCGUAAUUGGAAUAAUGAAAUGCCUGGAGAUGAAGAGCUUGGUUUUGAGGCAGCUGUUGCUGCUCUUGGCAUGAAAACAACUGUCAGUGAAGCAGAACAUCCUCUGUUGUGUGAAGGCACCCGAAGGGAGAAAGGGGAUCUGGCACUAGCCCUGAUGAUCACUUACAAGGAUGAUCAGUCUAAGCUGAAGAAGAUUUUGGACAAACUCCUGGACAGAGAGAGUCAAACUCACAAACCACAGACACUGAGUUCCUUCUACUCAUCCAGCAAGCCUACAGUAGCAAAUCAAAAAUCUCCUUCCAAACACGCUGCCCAGUCCACUGCAGCUAUCCAACAGCUCCCAGGGACUUCUGUCACUCAGCAAGCUGCUGUGAGCACUGCAGUCCAGAGCAGUCCCGAGAACUUCGUGGAGAAGAGCGCACAGGAGAGCUCUCAGAGGUCCCCCUGUGAGCCAGCUGCAGAGGCCACUGUCUUGAAACAAGAAGGAAAGGUCCCCAGUCGUCUGGCCCUUGGAAACCGUGGUGGAUACAACGGGAGGUGCUGGGGUUCGCCUGUCAGGCAGAAGAAGAAACACACAGGCAUGGCUAGUAUUGACAGCAGCGCUCCUGAAACCACCUCUGACAGUUCUCCAACGCUCAGUCGGCGGCCGCUACGUGGGGGAUGGGCAACAACAUCCUGGGGCAGAGGACAGGACAGUGACAGCAUCAGCAGUUCUUCAAGUGAUUCGCUGGGAUCCUCCUCUUCCAGUGGCAGUAGGAGAGCCAGCGGGGGAGCCCGUGCAAAGACUGUGGAAGUUGGCAGGUAUAAAGGGAGGCGGCUGGAGAGCCAUGCUCCUCAUGUCCCAAACCAGCCCUCAGAGGCAGCUGCUCACUUCUACUUUGAAUUGGCCAAGACAGUCCUUAUCAAAGCAGGUGGAAACAGCAGCACCUCUAUCUUCACCCACCCUUCCUCCAGUGGUGGGCACCAGGGACCACACCGCAACCUUCACCUCUGCGCCUUCGAGAUUGGGCUGUAUGCACUAGGGCUGCACAACUUUGUGUCUCCCAACUGGCUCUCUCGAACUUACUCCUCCCAUGUCUCUUGGAUCACAGGGCAGGCCAUGGAGAUCGGUAGCGCAGCCUUGAACAUCCUGGUGGAGUGUUGGGAUGGACAUCUGACUCCCCCAGAGGUGGCAUCGUUGGCAGACAGAGCUUCACGGGCCAGAGACUCCAACAUGGUGCGGGCAGCGGCUGAACUGGCACUCAGCUGCCUGCCCCACGCCCAUGCCCUGAACCCAAAUGAGAUCCAGAGGGCUCUGGUGCAGUGUAAGGAACAGGACAAUCUGAUGCUGGAAAAGGCCUGUAUGGCAGUAGAAGAGGCAGCCAAAGGAGGUGGUGUCUACCCAGAAGUCCUCUUUGAAGUAGCUCACCAGUGGUACUGGCUCUACGAACAGACUGUUGGCGGCACCCCGGCCCAGAGAGAAGGUGCCACUGGCUGCAGUGCCAGUGGUGCGCGGGCUGCCUCUGAAGCAGCACGUGGGUUGACAGACAACCGGGUGACCUCUGAGCCAACCACUGUAACAGUGGCAGCUGCGGUAACCGCCGCAGCAACAGUCAUGCCGGUGAUCUCUGUGGGGUCCACCAUGUACCAGCAGCACACAAUGGCAGGGCCGGCGAUGGCACAUACACACACGCAGGGUCUCCACCCUUACACCACCCUUCAGACUCACAUCCCCUGUAAUCCCCAGUAUAUCGGACACACUAUCCAGCACAUGCCGCGCCCAGCUGUCUUCCCGGUCCCUGGCUCAGCGUACCCGCAGGGUGUCCAUCCAGCAUUCAUAGGAGCGCAGUACCCUUACUCAGUAACAACGCCAUCACUGGCAGCUACAGCAGUGUCAUUCCCUGGCGUGCCCGUCCCAUCCAUGACGCAGAUUGCAGUGCAUCCCUAUCACAGUGAGACAGGACUGUCACUGUCUUCCAAUGUAGCCAUAGGAAGUGUCCAUGCAGGAUCAACGUUCCCAGCGAUUCAGGGGGCUUCCUUGACAACUCUGUCCUCACAGCCCAACUCCCUUGUUACAGGGGGUUUUCCUGCCGAGGAUGAGCAGCACAGUCAGCCUGUGAGCCCCCAGGGUCUGCACUACCUCCACUCCGCAUACCGAGUUGGGAUGCUGGCUCUGGAGAUGCUUGGCCGAAGAGCUCACAACGACCAUCCCAACAACUUCUCCCGCAGCCCACCCUACACAGAGGAUGUAAAAUGGCUCCUUGGGUUAGCUGCGAAGUUAGGUGUAAACUACGUGCAUCAGUUUUGCGUUGGCGCAGCCAAGGGGGUGCUGAGCCCUUUUGUGCUCCAGGAGAUCAUCAUGGAAGCUCUACAGAGGCUCAACCCUGCCCAUGUGCACAACCACCUGCGCACCCCAGCCUUCCACCAGCUGGUGCAGAGGUGCCAGCAGGCCUACCUGCAGUACAUCCAUCAUCGGCUGAUCCAUCUCACUCCAGCUGACUACGAUGACUUUGUGAAUGCCAUCCGCAGCGCCAGAAGCGCCUUCUGCCUGACUCCCAUGGGCAUGAUGCAGUUUAAUGAUAUUCUCCAGAACCUAAAGCGCAGCAAGCAAACAAAGGAGCUGUGGCAAAGGGUCUCUCUGGAAAUGACCACCUUCUCGCCGUGACAGCGGGCGGAGCUCCACGGACACACAACCCUUUGUCUCGCAUAGUUGUAGUUCCAUUUACACCAUCCUUCCUUCUGGUGUCUUUUUUAAUUUUAGUUUUAACUUGUUGGAAACCACUGAUCUGAUGUAUUUAUACCAUGACAUUCCUCUCCAGCACUGUUGCGUGUUGGCGCUCUGCUUUGCUCGCUCUUCCUCCUCCUCCUCAGUGGGCUGCAGGCUUUCAGAAGCAUCAGGAAAUGAGAAGGAAGUUGAGCUGGCUGCCCUGUGGUGUAGUCACCGCUUUUUUCCCUGAGCCCCUGGAGGCUGUCCUGCGAGCAGUUUGCAGUGUGAUUACGCACGUGUUAGAGGGGUGGGGAUUCUGUCUUAAAUAUUUAUUUUGGCAUUUAUAAAUAUGUAAACUUUUUUUUUUUUUAAUGGGCUUCUCUUACUCCACACACCAUCUCUUGGGAGAGGCUGGGACUGCUGUGCACAGCCAGUGCUCCCUCCAUGCCUUCCAGCAGCUCCUGCAGAGAGGAGCUGAGGCUGGCGCAGCAGGGCCAGGGCCACAGCUUUCUGCGGCAGCUGCUGAGGGCAGAGGCUGCAGCUCGGGCAGUCGGAGGCCGGGACUGCGCUGAGCUGCCUGGAGGCUGCCAGAAGUGCUUGGGCUGUUUCUCAGGAGUGUCCCUCACUGGGCGCUGCUGGCUCAUAGGAUGUUUUGAUCCUGGUUGUUCAGAGUUGUACAAUCGUGUUUCUUUUGGCUGGGGUAUUACUCUCCUGUAAUCAGUUUCUUAUCCCUUGUCUCUUCUCGUUUCCUGAUUAAACACUCGUUUUCUUAGACUGA
Molecule: messenger RNA, 7245 nt
Organism: Falco peregrinus (peregrine falcon)
Lineage: Eukaryota; Metazoa; Chordata; Aves; Falconiformes; Falconidae
Gene: ZSWIM8
Product: zinc finger SWIM-type containing 8
Exons: 27
Coding region: 921-6425 (1834 amino acids)
Cellular component (GO): Cul2-RING ubiquitin ligase complex
Molecular function (GO): zinc ion binding
Source: RefSeq, a predicted model, not a curated record